Messenger RNA from Gordionus sp. m RMFG-2023, 821 nucleotides. RefSeq lists its product as uncharacterized. The transcript has 4 exons. Lineage: Eukaryota; Metazoa; Nematomorpha; Gordioida; Chordodea; Parachordodidae. Bases 8 to 535 code for a protein of 175 amino acids. The record is from RefSeq and is a predicted model, not a curated record.
AUUUUAAAUGAUAAUGCGAGCUUCGAAUUAUUCAAAUUCUGUUAAUAUAAAUAACAACCUGAAAUUAUCCAAACAAUUAAAAAAUAAUGAUUUUAUUAAGUCUGUACAACGAAGAGCAUUAGGUGAUAUAAGCAACAUCGGCUUAUCACAUAUACAACAAAAACCCACCAAUGAAUCUAAACAUAUUUUUAAUAACGAUGAAAAUUUGAAAUUUAAAAAUUAUAAACAUUCAUCAAAUCAAAAAUUAGAUCCAGAAGAUGAUGAUAGUGCUGAUGAUAUUGAAAAUUUUCCUAAUAAUGAAAUAUAUGAUGAUUAUGAAGACAUAUUACCACAUAAUGAGAAACCUAGUAAUUUUGAUUUUAAGCUAGAAUUUGAUAUUAUUGACUAUUUUGAUGGAUCUUAUAUGCUUGAUUAUAAUGAUGAUAUAAUUGAUGAAUUUUUAACCCAGGAAAUACCUAUAUAUUCAUUGCCACUUACGCAACUUGAAGAACUUUCUUUAGUUCCCAUUCCUGAAGAAACAGAUUUAUCAUCAUAAUAUUUAAUACUAUAGUACCCAUUUUUCUGUAUAUAUUAUAUAAUUAUGAUUUUUUUAAAUUUAAAUAUUAAAAGUUUUUUAAAGAUGCCAUAAUUACAAAUAAAAUAAAUAUCAUCCUUGCUAUAAAAGUCUCAUUGAGUAUUUUCUUCAUUUGGAGUGGUUCAUAUCAAAAUCAUCUGGCAAUUGAAAAGAUAGGAAGAGUAGUCUUCAAACAAUUUUUCAAUUAUGAGAACAUACAUAUUAAUUCUGAUUUUUAAAAUAUUUGAAGUUAGUGUACCACUUAUAG